Molecule: messenger RNA, 801 nt
Organism: Dendrobium catenatum
Lineage: Eukaryota; Viridiplantae; Streptophyta; Magnoliopsida; Asparagales; Orchidaceae
Exons: 6
Coding region: 1-801 (266 amino acids)
Source: RefSeq, a predicted model, not a curated record
AUGGAUUUGGCUGUCUCCUUCUCUUAUAAGUUUUGGUUUAAGCUCAGGAACAAUGACUGCCUUUGGGCUAAUUCCAUGACUAUUAAGUAUUAUGGGAGGAGGCAUCAUUCUCUUUGUGGCUACACUGUUGGUAAUUCUAAAGUUUGGAAAUGUUUUUGCUCGGUUAAGUGGAAGGUUGAGCCCUUUUGGCUUGGGGGCUUGGUUAUGGCAUCAUUUUCUUUUGGCAAGACUGCUGGAUUAAUGGUCCGGUUGCUGUUAAGAUGCAUUACCUGGGAGAAGACCUCUUCUUCUUCUGUUAAGCUGAAUGUUUCGGGUACUAAGUUGGGUAAUUAUUUUGGUUUUGGGGGUGUUCUUAGGGAUCAUAAUGGUUCUUUCAUUUGUGCUUUUGCUGGGCCUGUUGGUUGGGGGUUUUUCUCCAGGGCUGUCUUGGCUGGGGUGCUUCACAGUUUACAAUUGUUCAUCAAUUUGAACCUUACUGAUGUUAUUUUGGAAUAUGAUUUUGAUUUCAGGAUGAUCAGGAACUUAGAUGUUUAUAAUUUUUCUUCUAUGGAGAUUAGAGUGUACCUUAACUUGCUUAAUUAUAUCUUUUCCAUUAUUCCUGCUAUGGCCAAUGCGUCAGCUGCUGGUUUGGCUAGCAUUGGUUGUGUUUUGAACUAUGUUAUGGAUUUGGAUUUUCACCUGCUUCCGUCUAAUGUUAAGGGACUGGUUACUUCAUUUUUGCCUGAUCCUGUUUGGGCGUGGGAUUGUCAGAUCUUUGCGGAUGACUGCUUUGGGGAGCAUUUUGGGUUCUCGAGCUCGUAG